Oncorhynchus kisutch (coho salmon) is the source of this 1004-nucleotide messenger RNA. RefSeq names its product adhesion G protein-coupled receptor E2-like. Bases 322 to 831 code for a protein of 169 amino acids. Gene Ontology annotation, molecular function: calcium ion binding; heparin binding. The transcript has 3 exons. NCBI's taxonomy places the organism in Eukaryota, Metazoa, Chordata, Actinopteri, Salmoniformes, Salmonidae. The record is from RefSeq and is a predicted model, not a curated record.
AGAGAGAAAGGGGGAAGAGUGUGAACAAGAGAGAGAAGAGGCGUUCUCUAACAGAAAGAGGUAGAGGAGAGGAGAGCAAAAUAGUUGUUUUCUAUCUCCGUGUGGCCCACACUGAGAGUUGUCUCACCAAAAGAGAGGGAAUAUUUUUUUUUUCUUCUGUUCAUGUUAUCACCACUGAUCAUACAGAAUAAAAACCUUGUUAAACUUGGGUUUUCUUCAAUCUGAACUCAACAGUAAAACUGUAAUCUCAGACUGAUUAUUCUGACGAGGCUAGUUUUAUUAGGAUCCUACUAGUUGUCAUAAUACCAGUCUGUCUCUGAGAUGGGGUCCAGAACUCUUCUACUUGUUCUGGGUCUUCAUUUCACUCUUCUGGGGAACCUAGAGGCCAGAGUUUGCGGCCUGGGCUUCAAAGCCAAAGGGAGACAGCAAUGUGUUGAUAUAGAUGAGUGUAAAGAGAAGGACAGUACCCCACCCUGUGGAAGUAAAGCUGCAUGUUACAACACACAGGGGAGCUUCUACUGUCAGUGUCUACCUGGGUUCAGAUCCACAACAUCUUUCAAGUUUACUCCUCUCGCUGGAGAGUGUAACGAUCUCAAUGAGUGCCAGAAGACACCACAGGUUUGUGGCAGCAACGCCACUUGCCUCAACACCAUCGGGAGCUACCUCUGCCAGUGUCAACCUGGGUUCAGAUCCACAACGCCUGUCAACUAUACUGCUCUCACUGGGGAGUGUAAGGGUGAGUAUUCAAGUGUGUGUAACAACUUUCCUCCUCUUCGUCUGAGGCGGAGUAAGGAUCGGACCAAAAUGCUGCGUGAUAAGUGUCCAUAUUGAUUUAUUCAAAACCACACAACUGAACGCUGGAACAAAAAUAAUAAACGUGAAAUCUACAAAACCGAAACAGCACCGUGUGGCCCAAACACUCACAAGGAAACAAACACCCACAAACAAAAAAGUGAAACCCAGGCUACCUAAGUAUAAUUCUCAAUCAGAGACAACUAACGACA